Molecule: messenger RNA, 1135 nt
Organism: Vigna angularis (adzuki bean)
Lineage: Eukaryota; Viridiplantae; Streptophyta; Magnoliopsida; Fabales; Fabaceae
Exons: 7
Coding region: 150-992 (280 amino acids)
Biological process (GO): proteasome assembly
Cellular component (GO): cytosol; nucleus
Source: RefSeq, a predicted model, not a curated record
AAUGACUCUUUGUUUCGUCUUCCUCAAGUUGAAAACUUGGCGUUGAUCAGAAGAAUUGAAAAAGGUUUGAAGAAAAUAGAGUGGUAAUUAGCAAAGGAAGAAAGAGCUUAAGGAGUGGCAUAUACAAUACUUCAGCAUUAGCAUCGAUAAUGGAGUUUGUUCCAGAAGAGGGCAAGGACCUUAACGAGGAUUGCUCCACUUUGAUUUUACCUGCUCUGUCGAUUGGCAAUGUGGGGCAGCUAGUUGCGGAUCUUUUGAUUUCAUCAAUGGGUUCAGAGAGAGUUGGGUAUUUGGACGAUCCUAACGUUUUGCCCUGUGUUGGCAAUGAUGCUUAUGGACCCUUUCCUCAAGGAGACCUUGCACUUCCCCUUGAAGCUUAUGAUUCUCCUUCUAAUGCUCUCACUAUCAUCCAACAGAGAUCGCCGGUGAUUAAGGGUAUGAUGGUUCAGUUUGCAAAAAACAUGGCUGAUUUUCUUGCUGGCAGUGGAAAGAAACAUAUUAUUGUUCUCUCCAGCUUAGAUUUUGGAAAGUGGCAAAAAGUUGAUAUGUCAAGUGGUUUGCAGAUAUAUUAUCUUUCUAGUGCCAACAGCAAUGGAACUGAUGAAAAUUGCGAACAGCUUGGAUGGAAGAAACUUCAGGAGUAUGAUCCUUCUCAAAAGCAUUGGAAAUAUCUUAAUGAUUUAGCUGAAGGAAAUGUUACACUGGAAGAUAUUAUUUCUGUAGAAGAUGAGCUAGAAGAAGAAAAUUAUUAUGCUAGCUUGCCUUUUGCUGCACUUUUUACUUUUCUCAAGGCUAAAGGUUUGAAGGUCACCUGCUUGUUGUGUUAUUGCUCAGAAGGGGACAAUGUAUCGGAUGCUUUUCAAUUAGCCGAUGCAACAUAUAAACUUCUCCAGAUGACUCACCCUACUACUGGAAUUGAAAGUGGCACAUGGCGAGUGCCACUUUCUUGGAUGAGUGUGUAUGGACCACCACCAGACGUGUCCAUCUUCUAAGGUUGGUUACUUAGUUUGAUACCUGUAAUUUGUUACUUAGUUACUUAGUUUUUUAAAGUCUAAAUAAUCCUAAACUAGUCCUAUGUAAGAAUAAUGUAACUUUAUUAUGAAUUUGUUAUGGUGGAAUUCUAACUUCUAUAGAA